AUGGCUGAAUCAUUUGUGUUUGAUAUUGCUGAUUCAUUGCUUGGAAAGCUUGCUUCAUAUGUUUGUGAAGAAGCUUCUCGAGCCUAUGGUGUUUACGAAGAUCUUCAAGGAAUCAAAGACACUCUAUCAAUUGUCAAAGGACUUGUAUUGGAUGCUGAAGAAAAGAAGAACCAACAACAUGCCUUGCGUGAAUGGAUGAGACAGAUUCAAAACAUUUGUUCUGAUGCUGAAAAUGUAUUCGAUGGAUUUGAGCUGGAACACAAGAAAAAGCAAGUUCUAGAAGCUUCUAGCAGCACUCGGCUGAAAUAA
This is a messenger RNA of Lathyrus sativus (Indian pea), 309 nucleotides long. The record is from the annotation of a GenBank genome assembly. Lineage: Eukaryota; Viridiplantae; Streptophyta; Magnoliopsida; Fabales; Fabaceae.